This is a messenger RNA of Polyodon spathula (Mississippi paddlefish), 2484 nucleotides long. Its product is annotated as potassium channel subfamily K member 5-like. Gene Ontology annotation, molecular function: potassium ion leak channel activity. The coding region runs from base 340 to 1668 and encodes 442 amino acids. The record is from RefSeq and is a predicted model, not a curated record. Gene Ontology annotation, cellular component: membrane. Gene Ontology annotation, biological process: stabilization of membrane potential; potassium ion transmembrane transport. The transcript is spliced from 5 exons. Lineage: Eukaryota; Metazoa; Chordata; Actinopteri; Acipenseriformes; Polyodontidae.
AAUUCACUCAUUUGAGAAUUUGCAUGCCGCUAUACAGCUGGGUUACAGCAUUCUCUCAAGUUAUUGGUAAAGUUCAGUGAAGGUACCACUUUUGUAUUUUUAAACGGACAGGGGGGGAAAAAAAAGUUUAAUGUCAGACAAUAAAGUUGUGUAUGGUAUGCAUAUUGAUAGAGUUGUGGAAAAGACGAGUUCAAACAUGCACAUAAGAAGGCUCAAACUUUUCUAAGAAUUUCAGACACAUUGUGAGCAUGCGCUGCGUGUAGAAGCUCCAAAUUCAAACGGGCAGGCUUUAUUUUUAAACACUGAUAAGCAUAUUAUUAUAAGAAUAACAUCAGGGGAAUGAUGGUGGACAGGGGUCCUUUGUUAACAUCAGCUAUUAUUUUUUACCUGUCCAUCGGGGCGGCAAUUUUUCAAGUUCUUGAAGAGCCAAAUUGGAAGAGUGCUUUUGCGGACUACAAAUCGAAAAAGACUCAAAUACUGAAGGAUUACCCCUGUCUCAAAAAACAGGACCUGGAAAAAAUACUCGAGGUGGUGUCUAGUGCUGCUGGACAGGGAAUCACCAUCACAGGGAACAAGACCUUCAAUAAUUGGAACUGGCCCAAUGCUGUCAUUUUUGCUGCAACAGUCAUCACUACAAUAGGUUAUGGGAACAUUGCUCCCAAGACCUCCUCAGGCAGGGUGUUCUGUAUAUUCUAUGGACUCUUUGGAGUCCCUCUCUGCCUCACAUGGAUCAGUGCUCUGGGCAAGUUCUUCAGUGGACGUGCCAAGCACUUGGGACAAUUUCUAACCAAGAGAGGGGUUAGCUUGAGGAAGGCCCAGUUCACCUGCACAGCUAUAUUUGUCAUCUGGGGGGUACUGGUGCACCUGGUCAUGCCCCCAUUUGUGUUCAUGGUGACGGAGGGCUGGUCCUACAUUGAGGGUCUUUACUUCUCCUUCGUCACCAUCUCCACCAUAGGCUUUGGGGAUCUGGUUGCAGGGGUUGAUCCGAAUGCAGACUACUACGCCAUGUACCGCUUCUUUGUGGAGCUGUGGAUCUACCUGGGAUUGGCCUGGCUUUCCCUCUUCAUCAACUGGAAAGUCAGCAUGUUUGUGGCGGUCCACAGGGCCUUGAAGAAGAGGAGGAAACGGCGCAGAGAGUCUCUGAAAGACCAGCAUCACCACCACAAGAGCAAGACGGCCCUGUCCACAGCCAAAACCACAGCCACUAACACAACCAGCAACACCACCACUGGUGAUAUCAACAUUUUCAACUUCCUCUCCAAAAAGCAGGUGAGUUAUAACGAUUUGAUCAAGCAGAUUGGCACCACGAACGGUACAGCUGUGCGCAGCGGUAGCACCCACAACAACAAAAUCCUGAGCUUUGAAAGGUCUCCCCGGCUGAAGAGGAGUCACAGCCAAGGCGACAUGGAGAUGUACUCCAUGAACAAGGGCUUCAUGUAUGAUAGGCCUUCUAUCCUGCAAGCUAUGAGCGAGAAGGAAGAACUGGAACUGGAAAUAUUUGAGAACCAGCUAGACAAAGAUGAAAGGGAGAAUGGGGGCCGAUGGGACCCCAAGGGGUACCAGUCUUUCAUUUUCCAGAACGCCAACAUCACCUUCAUUGAUGAGGAGAACCUGAUGGAAGCGGAGAGUAAGGAAAAGUUCUCGCUGGAUGACAAUGUGGAGUCGUAGCUGGAGUCCAAGGAAGAGGAGGAGAGAAAUUCAGAAUCCGAAGGGUCCUUCACCACGGACAAUGCUGAGAACUUCCUGUCCUAUGAACAACAGGUUGGGGACAGGUUGGAUGUCCGAGUCGGCAACACAGAUGUUUAAAACAAUAUUGGAGACCAAAAAUGAACGUUAUUGGCUAAAAAUGCUAUGUCUGCAUUCAGCAUGCUUCAAGAGCUCACAAAAAUCAACAGCCGCUUUAUUACAAGCACACAAAGGAUUGGCCAUGGGUCAGCUGUGGCACAUCUGCUUGGAGAUCCAGCUCUUGUUUCUUGAAGGCAGCUCAUGUAAAAAACUUGUCCAUGCCACUCAAACUGUGAACAUGUAACCCAUAAGAGACCUGUGAAAUAAUGGCUGCAAUGCACAUUUCUUAUACCGACUAAAACCAGGACCUACACCCUUUUGCUUUCAGAAAGGGGAUCAAAGAGAAUUCUGAAUUCUCAAAGUAUCAGACCCAGUUCAGAGCUUUUAGGUAUGAUUUAAUCGUAUUUAUGAACAUGUGUAUGUUCUUUUUCAUGUCAGUCUGAAGUACUGCAAGCUUUUUCCAAGACCCAAUCAUUCAGAAAAAAAAAAAAGUAAACUAAAACAAAUCAAUUGUACCCAUCUCAGUGUUCUCAUCUAAAGCAGACAGUCAUGGGAUAAAGACAUUGUUGUCUUCUUUUAGUGAUCCUGAACUACAGUGCUGCCAAAAUAGAGAAAAUAUUUCAAAACAGAACCUGUGCAAUGAGCAGUGAUCACUAAUCUGCUGGCAGAUUCACCCCCUUCACUUUCAUUGAACUAUAU